Molecule: messenger RNA, 4820 nt
Organism: Ruditapes philippinarum (Manila clam)
Lineage: Eukaryota; Metazoa; Mollusca; Bivalvia; Venerida; Veneridae
Product: bifunctional arginine demethylase and lysyl-hydroxylase JMJD6-like
Exons: 9
Coding region: 106-1398 (430 amino acids)
Biological process (GO): phagocytosis
Cellular component (GO): cytoplasm; nucleus
Molecular function (GO): P-TEFb complex binding; histone H4R3 demethylase activity
Source: RefSeq, a predicted model, not a curated record
AACUACCGGAAAUGUGCGUACGUGCGAAACACUUUGUCGUAGAAAUUGGUGCAACCAAAAUUUUCCAGAAAAAUAGUCUUUGAAAUACUGCGUUUUUCCGUAUGAAUGGACCACAGAACAAGAAAACGUGUGAGGGAAGCAAAGUUAAAAGCUCGACCAGAGUUGAGCUCAGAUCCAGAUGGUUGGUUUAAGCAUGGAUAUCAUGAAACAGUUGACCUGUCAAAGUCCUCUGUUAAAGAUAAUGUGGAAAGAGUAGAUGCUCGAACAUUAACUGUGGAGGAAUUCCAAGAUAAAUAUGAGCGUACCUACACCCCAGUUGUUAUCACCCAUUUACAGGAUGAUUGGCAUGCUGAACAGAAGUGGACUCUAGAUAGGUUGUCCAAAAAAUAUCGUAACCAGAAGUUUAAAUGUGGUGAGGAUGACGAGGGUUAUUCUGUGAAGAUGAAGAUGAAAUAUUUUACACAAUACAUGCAGAAUAAUAAAGAUGACAGUCCAUUGUAUAUAUUUGACAGUAGCUAUGGAGAGCAUGCAAAGAAAAAUCGUUUGUUAGAAGAUUAUCAAGUGCCAAAGUUCUUUCAGGAUGAUUUAUUUAGAUAUGCUGGUGAAGACAAAAGGCCACCUUAUAGGUGGUUUGUUAUGGGGUCAGCAAGGUCAGGGACAGGUAUUCAUAUAGACCCUCUGGGAACCAGUGCCUGGAAUGCCCUUAUUACAGGAUAUAAAAGAUGGUGUUUAUUGCCAACUCAUACAGCAAAAGAUCUGAUCAAAGUAAAAUCAUCAGAGGGGGGUAAACAAAGAGAUGAGGCUGUCACAUGGUUCAAGGUCAUGUAUCCACGCACACAACUACCCACCUGGCCAAAGGACUGUAAACCAUUAGAGAUAUUACAGGGACCUGGAGAGACUGUAUUUAUACCUGGAGGCUGGUGGCAUGUUGUACUCAACCUUGAUGACAGUAUUGCUGUAACACAAAACUUCUGUAGUGUUGUAAACUUUCCAAUUGUCUGGCAUAAAACUGUCAGAGGAAGACCUAAACUUUCAAAGAAAUGGUUAAAGAAAUUACAGGAGGUACGGCCAGAAGUUGCAGCAAUGGCAGAGAAAGUUGACCUUCAGGUUCCGACAGGCUUCAACUCUGACAGUAGCAGCUCUGGGUCAUCUAGCUCUAGUACCUCAGAUUCAGACACUGACUCGGGAAGGGCAUCAAAAAAUAAAAGGAGAAGAGUUUCUCGAUCUGGGUCAAAGGGAAGGUCAGGUUCAAGGUCAGGAUCUGGAUCAAGGUCAAGGUCAGUAACACCCAAUGGCAGCAACCAGCGUCGCGCUCGGCGUUCCUCAUCGUGCAGCAGUGCUGACACGUCAAGCCGAAGUCAUCGCAGCAUCUCAAGUACACCAAAGAACUCCAGAUAACAAAGAAUGGUGUGUAAACUACUUACACACUACUGUUUUAGAGUGCUUUAAUACCGGAAAUAAUGACAAAUGUUCAUAUCUGAAUUUAUCAAUAACAUUUUUUUCAGGUCAUAGUUUUAAAAGUUGUAUUAUGCAUUCAUCUUGGAGUCAUUACAUUUAACAUAGCAAUAAAUUAUGCACUACAUUUCUAGAGGAAGUGACAGUUUCAUGUUUUUUGCAUUGUUUGUUAUUUUUUCUGAAGGAAUCAUUGUUUUUGCAAAUUUUUAUUAAAUGUUUAUCAAGCAGAAUUACAGCUGCAAAUAUGCUUUUAAACAUGUGUUUAUUUUGCCAGUGCUUAUGUGCUAGUGUAACUUGUGUUGAAGUUACUGAAGCUAUUUUACAAGCAUCUUUUAAUGAUUGCCUUGUGAAGUGACCCAAUUUCUUGUAAAGUGACCCAAUUUACUUGUGAAUAUAACCCAAAGAAUUUGUCAUUACUUGUUAUUGGUGAACCAAUUUACGUUUAAUAUACUGUUAUUUUUUUAUGUCUCUUCAAUUAUUAUAAAUUCUCUCAUUCUUUUUCUUUCCAUCCUGCUUUCUGUUACAGUCAUUCUCUGUACUUUGUAGCACCUCAUUGACUGAUAUCUUUGAUGUAUGACAUCUUGGUACUUUCAAUAAGCUUAUACCUUUUGGUUUUAUGUUAUUUAACCAAGGUUAAUUUCAUUGGGGAUGUAUUUUUCCUAAUAAAAAGACCAUCUAUUCUUAUUUAUCGAGCAAUAUUCUGUUAUUGCAAAGGUAGCAAAAGGCUUCACAUGUAGAUUUUUUUUUCAGGUAAUUUUGCUAAAUAACUUAUACAAAUUCCCUCCAUUAUAACUGUAAGUCAGAAAUGACAGUAUUUCCUUUUAUAUUGUAUCAUCUCACAGUUCUCCAGAUGUUACCUAUUGUAUAACAUAAUUUAUAUUUGAUCUGUUCAAAAGAUUUUGUUUGAAGGCCCAUUAUGCCUCAUAAAUGCUUUUUAUUUUUAUUUCAUAAAAGCCUUUUUUUGGUGUACUUUUAUAGUAUCCAAAAUGUAACUCCUUACCCAUUUACCUUAAGCAGGUGGUAUUUUGUUGACUGAGUUUGAUUCAAAAUUGUUGUCUAAAAUACAAAUAUGUAUUUGAACUGGGCAUUAUUGUAAUAAGUAAGCAAAAUUGGAAUUUGUAUAAAUCAUGUGUAGAUGUAUCAUAUCUAAUGAUAUUUCAUAGAUUUAUCUACAGUGGUGUUAGCCAUAGUCUUGUCAAAAAUAUCAAAUAUUUGAAAUUAUCAAGGAGUAGAUUACAUAAGAUAUAGGCAGGAGAUAGGUCUUAUUGGAAUUUAGAAUACUGUAAUUUUGUAUUUUAAUCUUGAAAACUCACAAAAAUAAGAAGAAAAAAAAUCCCACGGCUAGCUCAACAUUUAGGCAAUAUUUGAGCAUAUAAGUUUUAAAUUGAAACUGGGAUUAUUAUAUUAAGGUUAUAUCACAAAUAUAUCAGAAAUAAUCAUUUUAACUAUCUUUAGAAUUCUGAAGGUCAAAGUGAACAAGUUUUAGAUUUUGAAAAUUUUAUUGGUAUUAAUUCUGGAAAUAUUAUCAAAUAUCGCAUGGACUGUUAUUGCUGUUAAAUAAAAAAUAGCAAAAUUCUAUACAAAAAAAGAAAAUUAAAUUUUUUAAGUCUCCGUUUUUGCGACUGUAAAACUCAGCUUGUCUGCAAGUUAAUUUGUGUAUCUGUAAAUGGUGUCUUAUUUUAAAAUUCUGAAAUACUUAAAGUUUUAAAGGGUUUAUAAAUAUGGGAAAAGCCAGACAAAUCUUGUUAAUAAAAACAUUAUUUCAGACAUUUAUCGUAGAAAUACGCCUUCAUAUAAUCACCUAUCGGAGACAUUUACCACUAUCAAAUGUCAUGUUUUUUGGGUGUUUUUUUUUUGUUACCUUCAAUAAUUAAAAUUUUUGUUUCGUUUUUAUAUUCAACAGUUUAGUGUUAAUUCCAUUUUGUCUGUGUCUGGAGUGUAAUUAAAAUGGAAUAUUUAAAUUGAAACUUGUACUUGCUGCUGCUGUCUGAUACUUCUGCAAUAAAGUGAUAUUGAUACUAGAUGAAAUUCUUGAAUUUCACAGUGAAACAUACAAACUUACUAUGAAAUUGAGCGCCACUUUCCUGAGAUUUUUGUCUCUUAAACAUAUGUAUCAAAAACUGUCUGUUAAACUUUAUGAACAAGUAUUUGUGAGGUGAAUUUGAACCAAUCUCAUUUGAAAGUUUAAAUGCUGCUAUUACAAUGUAAGAUUUAGACCCCCUGUCUUAUAACUGAUGUGACUAGUAGAUGAGUAAAAUCAAAACUAAUUCACCAGUUUUACAAAUAAUUAAACAUGGUUAUUUAUAGACUAUAUUAUGAUUGGUUGCUUGUGAAAACUUUGUUAUGAAAGUUGUAAUAGUUUUUCAUUUGCUUGCUUUUAUUCUGUAUUUAAUGUGUGCAGAGUUCAUGUUGCUGAAUUUAAUUUGUAAUAACUGAAUUUAUUGUUUUUCCUUCAUCCUGAUGUUUAAUCAUAAAGGAUGCAGUAGGUAGUAUUUUGGAAAGCUUUAUCAAUUUAUAAACUUUUUCUAGUGAUAUUUUGUCAGAGAUAUUGUGGGGUCUGUGUCACCCAUCAUUACAUAGCAACACCCAGUUUGCAACAAAAAACUGGGUAUCUGUAUGUUUAAGACAUCUUUUAUAUACAUGUAUAAUAUGUCACCAAACCUUAUUGUCAAAGUUACAAGAUUUACAGCACAAAUUCUUAUGGAAUUAGUUACUUUAAAUGCUUUAAAUGUUUUAUUUUGCAGUUAUUUUUAUUUGAUUUCUUUUCAUGUUUUACUUAAAGAUAUCUAUUGAAGUACUAGUAAAUUUUAUAUGAUCAAGAAGAAAUCAAGGUGUUGUCAAAGCAUCACUUAUAUAUAAAUAUAUUAUUUAUAUAUAUAUAAAUAUAUUGGUUUAUUGAAUCUUGACUUAUAAAAUGAGCAGUUGCAAAUACAAGAGACAUUUAAACUUUUGAUUCUUUUUAUUAAAAGUGUUUUGUUUAAGGUCAUAGCUGGUUUUUUUUGCCCCUGAUAAUUGAAGGUUUAAAUCCCUGUCUGAUACUUACUGAUUCUUUCGUGUGAAGAAGAGGGUAUGCAGCUAGCUUUCGGAAGGUUGGUGGUGUCUAUGUGGUACUUAUUUGCCAGCUUGAUCUGACAUUAGGUAACUUGUGAAUGUUACCUGAUUUUCUUUCUUCAUUAUUAAAUCAAGGGACUAAAAUAAACAAUAAGAUACAUUAUAUAGUUAAUUGAUAUUGUAUUGACUUGUAUUGUUUUCUUUACGUACUGUGCGACAUAUUUUUCUUGUCAUCUGUAGAUAAUACACCGUUAGUUAAGAUAUGCAAUCAUUUGUUCAUUCAUAUUUUACUUAAAAAAAUAAAUACUGAAAAA